UAAUAAAAUAGGGGUAUUGAUGAUAAAUAUGGGUGGACCUAAAUUCUUAUCAGAAGUUGAAAAUUAUCUUAGUCGCAUCUUUACAGAUAAAGAUAUAAUGAAAUUGCCUUUUCAAAAAUAUUUUGGUGCCUUUCUUGCAAAAAUAAGAGCUCCAAAAGUUAAAAAACACUAUCAGAUAAUUGGUGGUAAAUCACCAAUUUAUAAGUGGUCAAACAUUCAAGGUGAAGGGAUGAUAUAUAACUUCUUACAAAAUAAAGACAAAUUGCUCAAUUGUAAGGACCUAAAUUUUUCUGAUAUUAAACAUUAUAUAGGAUUUAGAUAUGCUGAUCCACUAACUGAAAAUGCUAUCAUUGAUAUGGCUAAAGAUGGAAUUGAUAGAGUUAUAGUGUUUUCACAAUAUCCACAAUAUUGCUGCUCUACAACUGGUUCCAGUUUAAAUGCCAUCUACAAAUUUUGUAAUGCAAACAAAAAUUUAGUCGAAAAUAUUAAAUGGAGUGUAAUUGAUAGGUGGCAUAGUCACCCAGGAUUAAUAAAAGCUUUUUCUGAAAACAUUAAAUCCGAAUUAAAUAAAUUUUCAAUUGACAAACGAAAAGAAGUUGUGAUAUUAUUUUCAGCCCAUUCAUUGCCUUUAUCUGUUGUUAAAAGAGGGGAUCUAUACCCAUACGAAGUUUCAGCAACCGUUAACCUUGUUAUGAAUGAAUUAAAAUGGUGUAAUCCGUAUAGAUUAGUGUGGCAAUCAAAAGUUGGACCUGUUGAAUGGUUAUCCCCAUUUACUGAUGAUGUCAUAAGAAGCUUAGUUAAAAGGGGACAUAAAAAUAUUUUAUUAGUACCUAUAGCAUUUACGAGCGACCAUAUAGAGACAUUGCAUGAGAUGGAUAUAGAGUAUAUAAAAGAUAUAUCAGAAGAAUUGAAAUCAUACCAAAACAUAAAUAUUAAAAGAGCGCCUUCACUCAAUGACAAUUUAACCUUUAUUAAAGCGUUGGCUGAUAUUCUUCAAGAACACAUUAUGAGAAGAGAACCUUUUUCCAACCAGAUGCGUUUAACUUGCCCGCAUUGUAUAAAUCCUGUGUGUUUGAACAUGAGAAAUUUUUUUGAAUCCCAAUACUCAUAAUGCCAGAAAUCUCCAUGAUGCGAAUAUAAUUAAAUUAAUAUAGACAUUUUUAUAAAUUCUAUAGAUAAACGAUAAUAUAUUUAUGUUAUGUAUUUUAUAAAAUUUAUUGGCAAUCAUUCCAAAAAUAUUUUUUAUAUAUCAUAUUCUACAAAAUUUUUAUGUUUUAAAUUUUUUUUUUACCACUUUCUUUGAUUAGAUCGUAAAUAUUUCUUUAGGGCCUAGUUUAUGGUAAACGUGUUUUGUUCAGCAGUGCGGUAUUUAACGCUGUGUUAUUUACAAAAUAAUUUAUUGAUAUGGAACGAAAUAAUGAUAACUCUAUGAUUAAAUUUGAAAAAAAAUAUGUUUCUGUGCGAUGAUAAAAAAUGCGAUACAAUUAUAAAAAUGCAUUCGAUAAAAAGUAUAUAUUUUUAAUUAUCUAUUUUUAUAUUAAAAAAUAUUAUCACUAUGACAAAUUAAUUUCUAUAGCGUUAAAUACCGCACCACUUGAGCAAAACUUGUUUACUAUAAAUUCAGCGUAAGGCCUUUAAUGUUAAGAUAAUACUAAAAUAUAAUUAACAGUCAUUCAUAGACCCAUAGGCAUCGAAUUCAUGGGAGCUUCGAAACUCUUGCCCCCCGUAAAAAAAUAUUAAAAAAUAUGCAUUUUUUCCAUAAAAAAAUUAAUCUUUGAAAAGUGAGAUUAUAUAGAAACAAAAAAUAAAACCAUUUUAUUUGUAUACUAUAUUUAGCAUUAUGACUAUAAAUACUGCAUUUCUAAA
Gordionus sp. m RMFG-2023 is the source of this 1866-nucleotide messenger RNA. RefSeq names its product ferrochelatase, mitochondrial-like. Gene Ontology annotation, biological process: heme biosynthetic process. Lineage: Eukaryota; Metazoa; Nematomorpha; Gordioida; Chordodea; Parachordodidae. The transcript has 8 exons. The record is from RefSeq and is a predicted model, not a curated record. Gene Ontology annotation, cellular component: mitochondrion. Gene Ontology annotation, molecular function: protoporphyrin ferrochelatase activity. The coding region runs from base 20 to 1111 and encodes 363 amino acids.